AUUACGGAUCCAGGAAGACCAAUGCCUUUACAAACUCAUUAUAUUUAUGAUAUAACAAAAAGCCCGCAAUAUGAACUGACAUUUGUUAGUCAAAUCAUCUGCAUACUAAUUGCCAUGAUGGCCUACGCUGGAAUAGAUAAUUUUCUUAGUCUAUUGGUUUUUCAUAUAUGCGGCCAAUUAGACAUUCUCGAGAAUCGUUUGGCACAUUUAGACAAAUAUAAAAAUUAUGACGAAGUACUGAAAUGUUGCAUAGCAAAACAUAUCCGUUUGCUCAGAGCUAUUGAUGUUAUUGAAGAUACAUAUAAUAUAAUACUUCUUUCCUUAUUUAUAUAUUUUACACUCCUCUUCGCAUUUUAUGGAUUUCGAAUGAUUAGUCUAUUUGAUGAUGGAAAUGAUAUGUCAUUCACUCACUUAAUAUAUUUUAUGUCCGCCAUUUUCAAUAUAUUUUUAAAUAUAUGCUUAUAUUGCAUCCUCGGUGAGAUUCUGAUGACCCAG
Molecule: messenger RNA, 495 nt
Organism: Wasmannia auropunctata (little fire ant)
Lineage: Eukaryota; Metazoa; Arthropoda; Insecta; Hymenoptera; Formicidae
Exons: 3
Biological process (GO): detection of chemical stimulus involved in sensory perception of smell; sensory perception of smell
Cellular component (GO): plasma membrane
Molecular function (GO): olfactory receptor activity; odorant binding
Source: RefSeq, a predicted model, not a curated record